AAGCUCCUGAGCUCUAAGCAGAGGAUCCUGUACAAAGAAGUGAUGCUGGAGAAUUACAGGAAUCUACUUUCAUUGGAUAUCGACAAGCUGAUUCUAAAAUUUAUAUGAAAUUACAAGGGAUCUGGAAUGCCAAAACAAUCUUGUGAAAGAAAAACAAAUUAGGAGGACUCACAUUUUCUGAUUUCAAAACUUACUACAAAGCAAUGGUACUGAUAUAAGGAUAGACAUACAGAUCAAUGGAAUAGAAUUGAGAAGUCAGAAAUAAAACCAUGUGGGUCAACUGAUUUUCCACAAGGGUGCCAAGACCAUUAAGUGGGCAAAGAAUAGUUUUUUCAACAAAUGGUGCUGUGGCAACUGGAUAUUUACCUGCAAAAUAAUAAAGUUUAACCCUUACCUUAUGCCAGACAUAAAAAUUAAUUAAAAAUAUAUCAAAGAUCCAACUAUAAAACUCUUAGAAGAAAGCAUAGGACCAAAUCUUUAUGAUCUUGGACUUGGCAACGAUUCUUAAAUAUGCCACCAAGAGCAUGAGCAAAAAACAAAACAACAAAAAAGAUAAUAGAUAAAUUGGACUUUAUCAAAAUUAAAAACUAAGGUGAAAAGACAAUACAUAGAGUUAGAGAAAAUGUCUAUAAAUCAUAUAUCUGAUAUGGGACUUGUAUCUAGAAUACAUAAAGAAUUCUUACAACUCAAUAAGAAAAGAUAAUCCAAGGAUGAUAUACAAAUGGGCAAUAAGUACAUGAAAAGAUGCUCAACAUCAUUAGUCAUCAGGAAAAUGCAAAUCAAAACUACAAUGAAAUAGAUACCAGUCCACACACCUUUCGAUGGUCAAUCCAAGUUACAUAAUAACGUGUGUUGAUGAAGAAGUGGAGAAAUCAGAACCCUCAUAUACUACUGGUGGGAGUAUAAAACAGUGCAGCCACUUUGGAAAACAGCCUGGCAGUGUUUUUGUAUCUGCUCACCUCCUAUUUUUGAACUGUGGUCACUAAAUGAGUGCCCAUGCAUUUCUUCAAUUGGAUGGGGAUGGAGGACAGUGACUCUUGAUCAGGGAGCACCGCUGCAGCGGAUCAGAGGAGCAGGAACCGGAGCCUGGGCUGAGUUCACAAAAAGCAGGGUCUGGACAGUGGCUCCAGAUGGAGGAGCCAGAGGAACCUGUGGACAGUGGGCAGUCACUGCCCCCGGUUUACAUCUACAGUCCCGAGUAUGUCCGCAUGUGCGAUUCCCUGGCCAAAGUCCCCAAACGGGCCAGUAUGGUACAUUCUUUGAUUGAAGCAUAUGCACUGCAUAAGCAAAUGAGAAUAGUCAAGCCCAAAGUGGCCUCCAUGGAGGAGAUGGCCACCUUCCACACCGAUGCCUAUCUGCAGCAUCUCCAGAUGGUCAGCCAAGAAGGAGAUGACGAUCAUCCGGACUCUACGGAAUAUGGCCUAGGUUAUGACUGUCCGGCUACCGAAGGGAUAUUUGACUAUGCGGCAGCUGUGGGAGGGGCUACAAUCACAGCUGCCCAAUGCCUGAUUGAUGGAAUGUGCAAAGUAGCCAUUAACUGGUCUGGAGGGUGGCAUCACGCAAAGAAAGAUGAAGCAUCUGGAUUUUGUUAUCUCAAUGAUGUUGUCCUGGGAAUAUUACGAUUGCGACGGAAAUUUGACCGUAUUCUCUAUGUGGAUUUGGAUCUGCACCAUGGAGAUGGUGUAGAAGAUGCCUUCAGUUUCACCUCCAAAGUCAUGACGGUGUCCCUGCACAAAUUCUCCCCGGGAUUUUUCCCAGGUACAGGUGAUGUGUCUGAUGUUGGCCUAGGGAAGGGACGGUACUACAGUGUGAAUGUGCCCAUUCAAGAUGGCAUACAGGAUGAGAGGUAUUACCACAUCUGUGAAAGUGUACUAAAGGAGGUAUACAUGGCCUUUAAUCCCAAAGCGGUGGUCUUACAGCUGGGAGCUGAUACAAUAGCUGGGGAUCCUAUGUGCUCCUUUAACAUGACUCCAGUGGGGAUUGGCAGGUGUCUUAAGUACAUCCUUCAGUGGCAGUUGGCAACGCUCAUUUUGGGAGGAGGAGGCUAUAACCUUGCCAACACAGCUCGAUGCUGGACAUACUUGACUGGGGUCAUCCUAGGGAAAACACUAUCCUCUGAGAUCCCAGAUCAUGAGUUUUUUACAGAAUAUGGUCCUGAUUAUGUGCUGGAAAUUACGCCAAGCUGCCGGCCAGACCGCAAUGAGCCCCACCGAGUCCAGCAAAUCCUCAACCACAUCAAAGGGAAUCUGAAGCAUGUGGUCUAGUGGACAAAAAGGGAUCAGGUUUCCAGAGCUGAAGAGCAGUGCCUAUACUGAAAGCAGCAUGUUUAUGCGAGCAGUGUGUGGAAUUUGUGACUUCAGGGGAAAUUUGGAAGAAAUUAAUUCUUGAAAAUUUCCAAGGGGCCAAGUGUCUGCUGGCCUCCUGGGGUGAGGCAGGGAGCCACCCCAGAGGCUCAUCUAGGCCUAGAGGAAGAGAGAUUUCCAACAUUAAAAGUGUUUAUUUUUGAAACAAACAUAAAUACCAUUUUUAAUCUUUGAAAAUUAUUUUAAGCAAGUUGGGGAGGGAGGUAUUUUUAUUUUCUUAAAGGAGACAGAUCAGAAGCUGGAAGAAAGCAUGGAUUUGUAGUGGGUUAGGGGGGAGCUGAGAGGUAGGGUUUGGGCUUCAGGACCAUCCCGGUGAUGCCUUGGUGAAGGGAAAUGAUAGUAGAUUGGGAGGUGGGAAGAAGUCCACCUCUUGUUUUUAGGAUUAUUGAUCUAUUUUUUAAAAAUAUUUUUUUAAUUGAUAUUUAGAGAGAGAGGAAGGGAGAGGGAGAGAGAGAGAGGAACAUCAAUGAGAGAGAAGCAUCAAUUGGCUGCCUCCUGCACGCCUCAUACUGGGGAUCUAGCCCAAAACCUGGGCAUGUGUCCUGACUGGGAAUUAAAUCAGCGACUUCUUGGUGCAUGGGAUGAUGCUCAACCAACUGAUCCGCACCAGCCAGGCGAGCUGUUUUGUUUUUUUGAAGACCUAAAAAGAAAAAAAAAAAAAUCAGUCUGGUAGUUCCUCAAACAAUUAAACAGAGUUACCAUAUGACCCAACAGUUCUAGGUAUAUGCACAAGAGAAAUGAAAGCAUAAGUCAACAUGAAAAUUUGCACACAAAUGUUUAAAUGCAGCAUUAUUCAUAAUAGCCAAAGGGCAGAAAUUGCCGAAUGUCUAUCAACUAAUGAAUGGGUAAAAAAUGUUAUAUCCAUACAAUGAAAUAUUAUUCAGCCAUAAAGAAGAGAUGAAGUACUAAUAUGUGCCAUAACAUGGGAUGAACUUUGAAAACAUGAUGCUAAGUGAAAGAAGGCAGUCACCAAAACAUAUCAUAUGAGGUCCUUUGUAAGGAAUGCCUGGAAUGUCCUUCAUUCAGGUCUUUGUUCACAUGCACGCCUCAGAGAGGUUUUCCCAGAGCAUCUAACCAAAGUUACAACCCAUCACUCUCAACCCCCCUACCCUACUUUAUUUAUUUUUCAUAUCACCCUAAUGUUACUCUUUAUACCUAUCCAUGUGGUUUACUGUCUGUCUCUCACUAGAACAUAAAGUCCUUCAAGGAAGGGACUUUGUAUCUCACAUACAGUGAGAUGUUAGUAAGUACGAAAUAAAUAAUUUAAAACGUAUGCAUGAGUGAUAUGUUAGGAGGCAGGGUAACUUGGAAGCAGCUGAGGAACCAGAUGGUACUAUAUUCCGGUUCUUGCCACCUUGAGCAAGAUAAUACAUCUCUCUGAGCUUCCAUCUCUUGUCCUCCACAUGUUGACAAAAAUGAGACAGAACAUACAUUUUAGGGUGUGAGAAUUAAAUUACAAAGCCCUGGCUGGUGUGGCUCAGUUGUUUGAACAUCGACCCAUACACUGAACGAUUGCUGGAUCGAUUCCUGGUCAGGGCACAUACCCAGGUUUCAGGUUCAAUCCGUUUGCAUACGGGAGGCAACCUAUCGAUGUGUUUCUCUCUCACAUUGAUGUUUCUCUAUCCCUCUCUCUAAAUAAUAAUAAAAAAAAUCAAUAAAAACACAUUAAAAUUACAAAACCCUGAGGUAGAAACUUUUCUUGCUGGGUUUUGAGGAACAACAAGGAGACUAGUAUGGCUGGAGGAUGAUGAAUGAGGGGAAUGUUGAAGGAGAUGAGGUUGGAGAGGGAUGCAGGGCUGGAUUUUAUUCUGCGUGUGCUGGGAAGUUAUUGGGAAGUGGAGAGCUGAGCAAUGGCAUCAUCUGAGAUAAUCCCACUACAUGAUAGAAGGAUCCCUCUGGCUGCUGUGAGAGCAAGAGAGGAAGCAAAGAGACUAGUUAGGGGUUCAGUGAUCCAGGACAAAGAUGAUGGUGGCUAAGACUAGCAUGGUGGUAGUGGGGCAGGUGACAACAGUCAGAUUUAAGACAUUUUGAAGGUGAGGUCCAUAGGAUUUGCUGAUUGAUGGAGAUGGGAGAGAAUGAGAGGGAUCAAGGAUGCUACCAAGUUAGUCGUUUUGAUUUUUAACCCGAGAAACUUCUGAGAUGGGAAAUGCUGGUAAGACGUGGUUUUGGGAAGAAGAGUGAUUAGACUCAAGAAUUUAGUUUUCAUCGUUAAAUUUAUUAGCUAUUUAGACAUUCAUGUCCAGCAGGUGGCUGGAUAUAAAAGCCAAGAGUUAAAUGAAGAGCCCAGGUUUAAAGGAACAAAUUUGAAAAACCUGAACAUGUAGAACUUUUCAAAAGUCCUGGAACUGGUCCUAGCUGGUUUGGCUCAGUGGAUAUAGUGUUGGCCUGCAGAUUGAAGGGUCUCCGGGUUCCAUUAGGGCACAUGCUCCAGGCUCGAUCCCCAGUAAAGGGGAACGCAGCAGGCAGCCAAUGGGUGAUUCUCAUCAUUGAUGUUUCUCUCUCUCUCUCUCUCUUCCUCUCUGAAAUCAAUAAAAAUGUAUUUUAAAGUCA
Molecule: messenger RNA, 4913 nt
Organism: Eptesicus fuscus (big brown bat)
Lineage: Eukaryota; Metazoa; Chordata; Mammalia; Chiroptera; Vespertilionidae
Product: histone deacetylase 8
Exons: 2
Coding region: 1131-2264 (377 amino acids)
Molecular function (GO): histone deacetylase activity
Source: RefSeq, a predicted model, not a curated record